Cynara cardunculus var. scolymus (artichoke) is the source of this 361-nucleotide messenger RNA. RefSeq names its product glu S.griseus protease inhibitor-like. The transcript is spliced from 2 exons. The record is from RefSeq and is a predicted model, not a curated record. Gene Ontology annotation, molecular function: serine-type endopeptidase inhibitor activity. Gene Ontology annotation, biological process: response to wounding. Lineage: Eukaryota; Viridiplantae; Streptophyta; Magnoliopsida; Asterales; Asteraceae. The coding region runs from base 48 to 257 and encodes 69 amino acids.
UAUUUAUAUUCCAAAGAUUUUCGAUUUCUUUCACAACUCAUUUAAAAAUGACAGAUUGCGAAGGAAAGAGUUCAUGGCCGGAGCUGGUAAGACAGAGAGGAGAAGAUGCAGUGGUAACGAUAGAGAGAGAGAAUCCACGAGUGGAUGCGUUUGUGAUACUGGAUGGCUCUCCAGUGACUGCGGACUUUCGAUGCGACCGAGUCCGAGUUCGUGUGAACUCUCGUGGGAUUGUCGUCCGAACUCCCUCAAUUGGCUAAGCUAUCUGCAUGUCUUUGGUUUGAGAUUAUGAAUUAUAUGGUGUAUGAAUGCAUUAAUAAUAAAUGAAUAAAAUAUGGAGCCUAUGAGUUUCAUAUCUAUUAAU